Molecule: messenger RNA, 3491 nt
Organism: Actinia tenebrosa (Australian red waratah sea anemone)
Lineage: Eukaryota; Metazoa; Cnidaria; Anthozoa; Actiniaria; Actiniidae
Product: AP-5 complex subunit mu-1
Biological process (GO): endosomal transport
Cellular component (GO): late endosome; lysosome; AP-type membrane coat adaptor complex
Source: RefSeq, a predicted model, not a curated record
UGUCUCUGUAUACUGAAAGAAAUCUGGAAUAUGACCUUUGCGUCAAUACCUUAGCGGGGUUUUCUCUUGUUGCUCUCUCUGAUUGGUUAAGACUGAGAACACCUACGAGCACGUGAGUCACGUGAACCAAAGUCCAUCUCAAGUUUCAAACCAAAUCUUAGAUUUUCAACUCGAAAUUAUUUUUCAUUCCUUUUUAUCUUAUAAACUGGUGAAAUUCUUAUGCCUCAUGUUGUUUUUGGAGUAUCUUUGGGAUGGAGUUUUAAUUUUUUUUUGAGUGCGUGCAUUGACACAAUGUCCGGAAGUGAAGUGGACUGUGAUAUUGAACGACCUKGACCUUGAAUGAACUUCAAAUAUUCGAUGACAGGAAUAUCAAUGCAGCACUCUAAGAAACAAGAUGGCGGACGGAGAGACAUGUUUUGACUCAACUAAAACGUCCUCAAUUUUAUAACUAUUACUCGCUCUUUUGAUAUGAAUUAUUGAUAUUUAAUCAGAGUAUUCAUGAGUUUACGUGGUGUGUGGAUAUUUUUAAAUUCUGGGCCUGUAAAGGUGCAAGAAAAAGUCAUCUUUUCCCGGUAUUUCACUACAGUGGAGAAAAGGUCCAGUCUGAUCCAGAAAAAGAAUGUAAAAAUUCCUCCUGCAUCAGUUAUAUGUGAAAGUCUCAUUCAGGAGUUUGGGCAAAGAGGACAUGUGUCCAUUAAUACUGAGGAAGAGUUUAAUUCUCAGAAUGACUCAUGUAGCAAGACUCAGUAUAGACCAGUGUAUGAAGUCCCUCUGAAAGAUGGUAGUACUCUUUGGCCUGUGGUUGCUAUUGAGAAGUUUGGCUUGAUCUUUGCCUGCCUUCCCUUAGUUGAAAGAGACUUAUCCCAAGAAAAGAUUCCAUUGAUUGAGAUGCCUGGUGUUACCAUUGGUUACAAAUUGCUGCAUUCACUAGUGGAAUUUGUUGGGCAAUGGACUUCUAGAGAAGAGCUUUCUUCCAAGAUUAAAGAUCUGCAGACAUUCUUGUGUGUUGCUGUUCCAUUUGGAACACCAGUUGAUACUAACCCAGUAACAGUCCAGGCUUUGAUUACUGGUAAAGACAUAGCUAUAUCACAAAGGCAAAAGCAACCAUCCUGGAAACCUGUUAGUCAUAAAGGGAAACAACAGAUUCUAUUUUCGAUAAAAGAAGAAAUCAAAGCAUCUCAGCAUCAUGCUGAUAGUAGCAAUGAUGUAUAUCAGUUAUUUGGUACCAUAGUUUGUAAGGCAGAUUUAGAUGGCAUCCCAGAAAUAACAGUCAGCAUUCUCUCUCCUGCCGUGGAUUACCUUCUUGUACACCCCAGUGUUCAUGAGGGGGAUACAUCUGUACAAGAGUCAGUCCUUGAAACAAGUCAAGGUGCUAUACUUCCUCGUGCUACAGAACGGCGCAUCAGGUUCAGACCCCCAGCUGAACCUUUCCCUUUGUGUCACUACUCUGGUCAGGCAAAGAAUGGUUUACCUAUUGAAGGCAUUUAUCAGAUGAGGGGUGAUGAAAGAGCUGUUCAAAUCUCUCUUCAACUGAAACUCAAUGGAAAAAUCAAGAAUUCUUUUGAAUAUUUUGAAGUCCACUUACCUUUCUUCAACAGGGGUUAUAUAAUGAAAUUUGAGUCAGGAGGACCAUCGUAUGGGAGUCUGGUCGUCGGCUCUAGUAAAAGAAGAUUGUUAUGGAGUAUAGGACAAAAGUUCCCAAAGUCAUUAGAGGUUGUUCUGGCAGGUACUGUGUUCUUUGGAGAUCCUGGAGCCACCAAGAACCAGCAAUCAGCAGUGUUCAUAGAGGAUCCAUUCUGUCAAGGAUUCAAUAGCUAUGUACAGAUAUUUUUCAAGUUGUCAGACUUCACACUCACUGGUUGUUCUAUAGACCCAAGAUCUCUGAGUAUUUAUCCUAACUCUAAGUUAUCCAAAGUAAAUACAAGUAUUGAAUUCAUCACAUCUGACUACAAGAUAUGGAACACAUUUGGUGAUGCCAUGAUAGCUAACUGUCCACCAACAGUGGAAGUCAGUGACGUCAAACAGUAGUGACAUGAUUAGAAGGUAGGGAGAGCACACCACUUUAGAUACUGAAUGUCAAUAUCACAGUCUUUUUUGAUUAAGGUAUCUUUCAAAAAGGGUGCAUGGUAGGUAGUUUAGUUGUUGAAAUUUCAGUUAGUUGAAUAUUCAGUAGUAUAUAAAAUUAUAAAAUUUAAAAAUCUUAUACAGUAGUAGAAAAACAGCAUGACAUGCAAAAUAUGACCAGUGAUUAUGCACACAGGCUUUUGUGCAUUAAACUAACAGAUUUCAAAGAAUAUGAAGCUGACAGCUUUUAGUCAGGCAAGAAUAAGGCAUGUAAAGGCUUGUUUGGCAGCGAAAAGACUGUGCAUAGAAUUAUGUGAAUACAUUAAAUGUGGUCAUACUUUUGCACAUUGUGCUGUAAAAAUAUGUAUAAUAAAAAUGAAAAAAACAAAAACAAAAAACAACACGAAAGUACGAAAGAUAUCAAAACUUUAUUACUUGAUCAUAUUCUUGAAAUUUGGAACAUAGCAGAAUUACUUUUUGAAUUACAAACUCCCCUGUAUACAGCUGUACAUGCAAAAUUUGUAAACAAAUAAUUUCCAUUAACUGGUAACAGUAGUUAGAAUGCAACAAGCUUGAACUUCUUGUGUCUUUUUUUAAAUUCUGUUAUCAAUAAUUAAGUGACACUGUCUAGCACUUUUAGCAAAACCCUCUCUUUGUAAAAAAUCUGCCAUAUCUAAAGUAUGGUAUUUCUAAAUAUUUGGCAUAAAUGAAAAGACACAGGAAAAGAGAACCUUAAAAUUUGUUAAACACUCUCUAGACAUCAGAUGACCCCUGUAUAUAAAAUUUACUUUAAAGGUCCAUCGUCAUAAUAAAGCAUUCUGAAUCAAACUUAAAGGAAUCCCAAAAACUGUAUGAUGUUAACAAGCUGUAGACCAUUCUUUAGGAAGUGUCUGUCUGUCCAGGGCCCUGAGGACACAACAAUCUUACUCUUCCAGAUGGCCUAUAAUAUGUCUAACAUGCGAGUCUUUUCACUUUAUACAUUCUGGUCUUCCCAAUAGCAUUUACUUUACUCUUAUACUAGGUUGAGCUCAUUUCAAGCUCAUGUUUCUAAGAUAAACAACUGGCUACCUUAAUAUUAUUAAAUAUUAUUAAAAAUAUUGAACAAAUAUUAAACGAACAUGCUGAUAAAAGUCUGAGGUAUAUAAAAAAGUAUUGUUAUUAUAUUAGAUAUAAAAAUAAAUUGAUAAUUCAUUUUAUCUCAGUCUAUUUUCUAUAAUUUGUCAUGUGUGUUUUUCUCAUAUAUAUUAAUAAUAUAUAAUAAUUAUGUAUAUAGUAACUUUUUAUGCAUUCAAGUUUGAAAUAGAAUCUUUAAUCUCAUUCCCUUCUUUCUGUCUUAAAUUUCUUUCCUUUCUUCCUUUCUUUCUUUCUUCCUUUUUUUCUACCAGUGAUUUCAUUGUUAUUAGUUAGUGGGGGCUGCUGUAUACAGU